Molecule: messenger RNA, 3121 nt
Organism: Acanthaster planci (crown-of-thorns starfish)
Lineage: Eukaryota; Metazoa; Echinodermata; Asteroidea; Valvatida; Acanthasteridae
Gene: trmt2a
Product: tRNA methyltransferase 2 homolog A
Biological process (GO): RNA processing
Molecular function (GO): RNA binding; RNA methyltransferase activity
Source: RefSeq, a predicted model, not a curated record
GACAUCCAGAUGUACUGGGCCGGCCUGGGACGGUGGGAGUUGAACAUUUUAAACUCAUGUCUACUCAGAUAAGUCUGGUCGUCUAACGUCAGUGGUUUUUCACGUUGAGGAUUUCAUUUUUUAACAGUAACGUGUUUGGAGAAACUAGAUCUAGGACAGUUUGUGCAAGCACCAUCAAAUGGAGGACAAACAGGAAACAACUGAGGAUUCCCUGGCUGACAAGGAAGCACCAGCCACUGUUACACAGGUUGACGCUGGCAAAAAGCCGGUCGAGGAAGCCCUCACUUCCAGUGCUAAUCAGAACGAGGCUGACAACAUAUCUGAAAGUCCAUCUCAUGACUUCGAAUCUCAAGACAGUUCUUUCAGCAAGUCGGAGGAAUCUGUGGCUGAUGCUGCCAUUUUGGAUCCCUACCAUUACCUGACGCGACGGCACUUCACCUCAGAGAUCUUCAAGAUUGAAAUUCAGAACCUCCCCAGGCAUUUUGGAUUUGCACAAUUGAAGAAAAUGUUGAAUGGUCUUCAGCUGAAGCCCAAGAAAGUCAAGGCAGUCAACAAGGCAACCUAUGCAUUUGUGACAUUCAGCUGCGAAGAAGAUAAGGAGGAGGCUUUGAAGGUUCUCAACGGACACAAAUGGAAAGGACAAAUACUGAGGGCCAAGCUUGCCAAACCUGUCAAGGAUCCGUACACCGAGAGCAUUGCUCUGAAGAGAAGCCAAGAGGAAUCCGAGGAGAACAGCAAAGAGGCCAAGAAAAGGAAAGAGGAAGACAACUUACCAGUAGAAGAGAGGUUAAACAGCAUUGUCACACCACUGUGGAACCAGCCUUACGAGGAACAGCUCUCCACCAAACAGAACAACACCAGGGAGUUCCUGUGUAAUUUAUCUAAGAUGCUGCAACGCAACAUUUUGGAAAUGUCUGCCUGGCUGGCCCAGCAAAGGAAGAACCACAGUGGGAUGGCUUGUCAGUUGGAACCAAUCAAGCAGUCACCAGUGUUAGAGAGUUAUCGCAACAAAUGUGAGUUCACCAUCGGGAAGAGUGUAGAGGCUAAAGAUAACACGGUUGGUUUCCGGCUUGGAGCUUACAAAGGUGGCCAUGUGUCUGUGGUCAACCCAUCCUCCUGCUGUCACAUCUGUCCUUCCACUAAGGCCGUCGUCAACUCCUUCCAGCAGUACAUACAGCAGGAGUCCUCGUUGUCCAGCUACGACACCCAGCUGCACUGUGGGCAUUGGGGGAUGCUGCUGGUCAGAACAAGCCUCGAUGGAGGGAAGAUGGCUGCCGCGUGCAUGCACCCGCAAGAUUUGUCCAAGGAAGUCAUAGAUGCUGAGAAGCAGAAACUCCGCCAUUAUUUUCAGGAAGGAGAGGGGCAGAGCUGCCAACUGACGUCAUUGUAUCUGAGUCUCCAGGGAGAAAGCAGCAAAAGCUAUGAGCAUCUGGCUGGAGAUGAACACAUCACCGAGGAACUACUUGGUCUGAAGUUCAGAAUAUCGCCUGAUGCCUUCUUUCAAGUAAACACUAAGGCUGCAGAAGUACUGUACACCGCCAUAGCUGACUGGGCUGAAGUGACUCCUGACACCACAGUUCUAGACAUUUGCUGUGGGACUGGUACUAUCGGAAUCACACUAGCCAAGAGAGUGAAGAAGGUCAUUGGUAUCGAGAUGAACCAGCAAGCUGUGGAGGAUGCAGUCUUCAAUGCAAAGGCAAACAAUCUAAGUAAUGUUGAGUAUGUGUGCGGCAAAGCUGAGGUAGUCUUGCCAGACAUGACACCUGAUCUGAGGAGGUGUGACAAUGUGGUGGGAAUUGUGGAUCCGCCCAGGCCAGGGAUGCCUACUAAGGUCCUGCAGGCCAUCCGGAGAUGCGCCAACUUGAGACGUCUGAUAUACGUGUCUUGCCAUCCACAGAAUGCCAUCAACAACUUUAUUGACCUUUGCCGACCAGUUUCUAAUCGCAACAAGGGCAUUCCAUUUCGACCCACCAAAGCAGUGGCCGUUGACCUCUUCCCCCACACCAAACACUGCGAGCUCAUCAUCUUGUUUGAGAGAGCUGACCGAGUUGAUUCCUUCUACGAGGUGCCUGAGGGUGUGCAGAGAUCGGGCAACAUUAGCAGCGAAGGUCCAGCAACAGUCAUGAGUUGAUUUCCAAUGUGUUGCUGUGAAGCUUCCUGGCAUAGCUUGAUGCUCGUUGGCAAUUAAAGCAGUGAUAUCAAGGGAUUGUUCAAUCUGCUGUGCACAUGAUCGGAUGAGGUUGACUUUAAACCAUCUGGGUUGCCCACCAAAGCUGAUCAGUCCUCCUUAAAGACAGUACCAUUCAUGUGAAAAGCAGUGUCCCUGUAUCACACAAAUUUAAAAUCGUGGUCCUAAUCUAGUGAUUCAAAGUAGAAUGCACAUCCACAAAUUUCCCGAGUCUUAUGCCAGAAGCCACCAGACUGGCUUGACAUGUAAAAGCUUGAAGGGAAGUGCCUUCACAUCAGUUAGAAAUUGUGUACCCUCAAGCAAGUCUCAAAACUCACACAAACAUCUGUUCACUAAUCUGUAGUCGCAUUAACCACAUCAACUUUUGCAACAUUUGUUCAGUAAGACUUCUUAUGAAAAUGGAGGCUUAUUCAAGAUUCAUCAUUGGUUUUUGUUCCUCUUCGUCGUGCCUUCAAUUGCCUCAGGGAGCUAGACUCCAUCUGAGAAUCAUCAGUCAUUUUCUGUGCAUCUCUCUCUGAAUUUGUACACUUGUGAGUGGGUGUUUCUUGAUGUUGAAUCCCACCCUCUACGUGGCCCCCUUUCCUGAACUUCCUUGCAGUUUCUAGAAGAAAUCCUUUUGGACUGUGAACAUACACAUAAUGUUUUGACUCUCAUGCCCUUUUAUAGGUAUGCAGAGGUGUUUUAGAGAUAAAUUUUGAUAUUGGCUGUAAUGUAGGUUUGCAGCACAUUUUGCUUUAAGUUUAUGCCACAGUCUAAUUCUUCAAAAUUCCCAACCUGAUCACAAUGCAGAAAUUCAGGAUUCACUUUAUAGAGGCAUAGGAACUUUCCCAACUUCUACUGUUUAUGUAUAGGCAGACAACUUGCCAUUUAACCACUUGCUGCCGGGUACUUUUAAAAAUGCACUGCACACAUACAGGAGAUUUUUACGAGAGU